This is a messenger RNA of Exophiala aquamarina CBS 119918, 726 nucleotides long. RefSeq lists its product as uncharacterized. The coding region runs from base 1 to 726 and encodes 241 amino acids. The record is from RefSeq and is a predicted model, not a curated record. The transcript has a single exon. NCBI's taxonomy places the organism in Eukaryota, Fungi, Ascomycota, Eurotiomycetes, Chaetothyriales, Herpotrichiellaceae.
AUGCCACUACAAGGUGUCUCAGCAUGUCUUAAGAUCUGUGCGUGCUCUUCGCCCGAUAGUUGCAUCUUUGAACCGCGAGAGCGACCUACUAAAUCUGAUCUGUGCACUCCAGACAGUGCAGACGCUAACUUCAGCGGAAAUAUAGGCAAUCGGGAUGCGGCUGGACGACACAGAAGGGCCCUUGCCGUGAUCAUUGGCCUGAUAGGCGAAUGUCAGAAUAUUCCUUGGAUGUUGAGAAGCCCGAUUAGCUUUUUGAUAGUCCGAGUUGCCGCCAACAUAGGAACAAGGACGGAUGUUGAUCCAUCUUACUGGGAUCCUGGUCCAUGGUUCAUGCAGAACAACUCCCUCGAGGAGCACCAUUCGCCUUCGAGGCUACUCGAGAACUCAAACACGUCAUCGAACCGAAGCGACAGUCCUAUCCCAGAUUUCUUCGCCAACCUUCGCGAGGUAGUGGCCGUGAAGGAAUUCCACAAGUCCUCCAGCAAAACAAUACGCGAAGACGAUUUCCUUGCUGCUAUGCAAUGGGCGCAUUCCUGGCGGAUGGCGAUCCGGAGCUGUGUUGGGAACUACUGGGCGGAUACCACAGAAGCGUGCGAAGCUGUGGUACCGCACCAGAGUACGAUGUCGAUUCCGGUCCCUGUCCGCUUCGCCAACAUAGACAUGUGUCUAUGUCUGGCGCUGCAGAUUUUUCUCAGCUACGGGCUUGAGACCCCGAUGGUCAAGUGA